Closterium sp. Yama58-4 is the source of this 3438-nucleotide messenger RNA. NCBI's taxonomy places the organism in Eukaryota, Viridiplantae, Streptophyta, Zygnematophyceae, Desmidiales, Closteriaceae. The record is from the annotation of a GenBank genome assembly.
AUGGAGCUGUUGGAGAGGAUGUACGCGCAUGCCAAGGUGGUUCAUAGAGAGCUCAUGGCCGCCAAGCAUGCCGCUGAGACCGCUGCUAGUUGCAAGAGCCAGUUCCUCGCCACCGUCUCACAUGAGAUCCGCACUCCCCUCAAUGGCGUGCUGGGCAUGCUGUCGUUACUAAGGGACACGAGGCUAGACGCCGUGCAGCUGGACUAUGUGCAGACGGCUCGGUCCAGCGGGCGCGCACUCAUGGUUCUCAUUAACGAUGUGCUCGACUUCUCCAAGGUGGAGUGCGGUGGGAUGCGGUUGCCACUGGUACUGGGAUGGGGUGGGGUUCUUGCCAGAAGGAGCGUGGCAGCAGCACAGGUGAUAGAGGCGGACAAGAUGGAGAUAGAGCGCGUGCCGUUUGACCCGCGCGUGGAGGUGGACGAUGUGAUGGGCAUGUUCAGCGAGCGCGUGCGCGCCAAGCAAGUGCACCUCGCCUCGCUCGUCGCCCCCGCCGUGCCCGACAUGCUGCUGGGGGACCCGGGGCGCUUCCGCCAAGUGCUCGUGAACCUGAUAGGCAAUGCGACCAAGUUCACGGACAGAGGUCACAUUCUGGUCACCAUCCGCGUUAUAAGCUUCUCUGAGAACCUGGAUGAGACGCACGAGGAGAGCUUUGCAGGCAGGGCAAGGCAGGGGGCGGCGGGCAGGGGGCGCGGAGGGGCGUGGGGGGGAGGGCCCGGAGGGGAUGAGAGGGAGGGGAGGCGAGGGAUUGAAGAGAUAGAGGAAGAGGAGGAGGAAGAGGAGGAGGAGGAGGAGGAAGAGGAGGAUGAGCUUUUGAGGGAGUUGAGUUGGAGGGAGCGGGAUGGGAGGAGUAAGGAGGGAAUUGCUGGAGGAACGGGGGGUUUAGGAGGGGGAAUGGCAGGAGGGGGAAGCAACUAUGGGAGGGUUGUUGGGGGGAAGUGGGGGGGGGAGGGUGUGGUUGGAGGCCUGGCACACGGGGGAGGCCUGAUGGGUUCUGGGGGGAGGGGCAGCAGCGGCAGCGGUGGUUGGAGGAGUUUGGAGGGGGUUAGACGGGAGGAGAGGGGUGUGGGAGGAGUGGCGAGAGAAGGAGGGUACCGGAGGGGAAUGGAGAGGGAGAGGGAGCGGGAGAGGGAGAGGAUGAGGGAGAGAGAGAGGGAGAGGGAUGACUUGUGGGUUGUGAUUGGGGGGAGGAGGGUGUGUGAUACGCUGAGUGGUCUGCCUACGGCUAGUACUGCACACACAUGGGGGAGAAUGAAGGAGUGGGUAGAAGGGAAGGAGGGAGCGGUGGAGGAAGGAGAGGAGGGAGAGGAAGAGAGAGAGUUGGAGGGAGAGGGGGAAAGAGAGGAGGAGGGAGAGCAGGUGGAGCGAGGGUCGGGAAGGGAGAGGAGAGCGCGGCAGAGUGGGAGAGGGAGGGGAGGAGGGAGAGGAGAGAGGGAACGACACAGCCAGGAGGGGAUGGGAGGGCAGAAUGGGUAUGAGGAAGGGGAGGAGGAGGGGGAGAAGGAGGAGGAAGGGGAGAGGGAGAGGAGGAGGGAGGUGAAAGGUGCUCGUCGGAUCAGACUGGCUGUUGCAGUGGAGGACACUGGCGUGGGUGAGUGCAACAGGGGGAUCUCAGCGAUGUGGUGCAAUCAUACGCGGAUGCAUGCAGGCGCACAGAGAGCAGGGCAUAUGCCCCCUCUGCCUCCUCUCUCCUCUCUGUUCCCAACAGGCAUAGCACCGGACGUGCAUGUGCGCAUAUUCCAGCCGUGGAUGCAGGCAGACAGCAGCACCAGCAGGCGGGCAGGCGGCACCGGCAUCGGCCUCACCAUCUCACAGCGCCUCGUCAGUCCCUCCCCUCUCGCCCUCCCUCUCGCCCUCCCUUUCGCGCUCCCUCUCUCUCCCUCCCUUCCUCUCGCCCUCCCUCUCGCCCACCUCUGUAGCAUUUUCCAUUCCCAUUGCCCUCCCCUCCACACUCCCCCCUCCCUCCCACCCUACCGUCAUUUUCCUCCCUUGCGGCAAGUCUGUGUGCUUCCCUGCCUGCCUCUCCUUAUCACCCGCCUUCGAACAGUCACCAGCCUGUCUUCUGUUCGCUUCCAUCUCGCGUCAUCUACCCCUCUCGUCUACCCCCUCCCAUUCCCCCUCAACGUUCUCUUCUCCCCUCUCUUUCCCUCUUCUCCCCUUUUUUUUGUCCUCCCCUCUCAUCCCCUCUUCCCCCUCUUUCUCAAUUCCCCUCCCCCGUCGUUCUACCCUCCUCCCUGUUCCAUCCGUCCCUCCUCCUCCCUCUCCUCCCUCCCCUCCCUCUCCCGCCUUCCCUCCUUUGCGCAUCGCGAUUCGCAUCCCCCCUCCUGCCCUUCUACCCCCCCACGGCAGGUCUCCCUAAUGGGCGGUUCGCUGGGGCUCAAGUCAACAGUAGCCGUGGGCAGCACCUUCUAUUUCGACCUCUUCCUGCACGCCCCCACCUCCACCGUCGCGCCCUUCAUUGCAGCCUCCUCCUCCUCCGCCUCUCUCUUCCACCAGCCCGCCCCCGCUUCCGUGCAAUCCCUCUCAGCAACAGCGGCAGGAGCCGCAGGAGCCGCAGCCGCAGCAGGAGUAGCAGCAGGAGCAGCAGCAGCAGCAGCAGCAGCAGCAGCAGCAGGAGGCGCAGGAGCGAUCCCCCCUGUACCACCCUCCUCUGCCGCGCCUCCCUCCGCUUCCCCUUUCCCAAUCCUCCCUCUCCCAGCAGACCUCACAGACCUUCCCUUCCUGCAGCGGCUCAAAGGGCUACACGCCUUGGUGGUGGAUGCAAACCGGGUGCAGAGAGCCGUGCUGCAAGCACAUUUGGUCCCCAUCCGCUCCAACCGUCUCUUCACACGCUGCCCCGUCGUCCUAGUAGUCGCCCGCACCGGUCCCGAAAUAGAAGGCGUAGCAGCAGCAGCAGGCGUGGCAGUGCUGCUGCUGAAGCCGCUGAGGAGAGCGUCGGUGGGAGCAGCGUUGGUGCAGGCGCUGGGGCUGUCUCGGCUGGAUUCGUCGCAUGUGGCGAACCCGGGGGUGCCCGUGGGGGCGACUGUUGCGGAGAAACUGCAGCAGAUGAUGCGGGGGAAGCGGAUUCUGUGUGUUGAUGACAACAUGGUGAACCUGAGGGUGGCGUGCAAGAUGCUGUCCAAGUACGGUGUAUCCACCGCCACCGCCUCCAGUGGCCAGCGCGCGCUACAGCUGCUACAGCCGCCGCACCAGUUUGACCUGGUCUUCAUGGACCUGCAGAUGCCUGAGAUGGACGGGUACGAGACAUGUCGCAGAGGGAGGCAGCUGGAGGAGCAGCACAAAUCCCGACGUGUGCCUAUCGUUGCCUUGACAGCGGACGUGCUGAAGGGCACCAAGGAGAAGUGCAGUCAAGCGGGCAUGGAUGGGUACAUCACAAAGCCCAUUGACCCCAACGACCUCUACACCAUGAUGCUCCGGUUCUUCCAUGCCAGACCCACAUGA